GUCUGGCAAAUGGGGUGGGGUUUAGCUGGUGAUGUGGUCGUGCUAACCGAUGAGCAAGAGAUCCGAGAGCAAGAGGAAGAUGGGGGCGAGAUUCAAGCCGUGGAAUCAGAUGCGAGCGGCGCAUUCGAUGACCUGGAAGCGCUCCAGCUAAUUCGCGUCCAGGGCCGCGACAAGCAGGGCAGGAGAAUCGUGCGAGUCGUGGGCAAAUUCCUUCACGCGGCGAUAAUCGACGCGCAGCGAUUGCAGCGCUUCGUGGUGCUCAAGCUUGCGCGUUUUGAGCUCGAGAGCUUCGUCAUCGUCUACUUCCACACCUGCGUGCAGAGCGGCGAGAAUUCCCCCGGUGUGAAAGCGCUGCACCAAAUCCAUGCCGCGCUCCCGGCCGCCGUGAGGCAGAAGCUCGAGAUUGUCUACUUCGUCCACCCGGGCAUUCGAUCGCGUCUCAUCCUCGCCACACUCGGCAGGAUCUUCUUGAGCGACGGGCUCUACUGGAAAUUACACUACGUAAGUAGAGUUGAGUUCCUGAGGGACUACAUAAAAGACGACCAGCUUGAAGUUCCGGAGUUUGUGGAAGAACACGAUGGGGAGCUCGAGAACAAUCCUCUAGUUGACUAUGGUAUCUGUGUCGAUCCCCUCCACGCCGAGUUGAAAGCCCAUGACACCAGAUUUCCAUCCACGUCUGGAGCUUUCUUGUGAUUCUUCAGCAAUGGGAUUAUCCAGAAAUAUGACUAAUCACAUUAUAGCUGCUAAUAUAGUGGCUAGUUGUGAUGACUCUUGAAAA
Molecule: messenger RNA, 778 nt
Organism: Selaginella moellendorffii
Lineage: Eukaryota; Viridiplantae; Streptophyta; Lycopodiopsida; Selaginellales; Selaginellaceae
Exons: 3
Coding region: 10-693 (227 amino acids)
Source: RefSeq, a predicted model, not a curated record